This is a messenger RNA of Microthlaspi erraticum, 600 nucleotides long. Lineage: Eukaryota; Viridiplantae; Streptophyta; Magnoliopsida; Brassicales; Brassicaceae. The record is from the annotation of a GenBank genome assembly.
AUGGCCGAUGAGCAAGCCAAUGCUUACUACAACAGUGGCCAUUCCUCUCAAGGAAGCGGCGCCGCUCUAGAAGGCAUCGCGAUGAUCCAGAAAAUCUUGGAGGAUACAAGAUCCGGAUUCCCCCUUUCCAUGGCAACAACAAUCCUGAUGAGUACAUGGACUGGGAGAAGAAGUGUGGUGGGAACAAUCGUGACCGCAAGAGAGAUUGGUGGAGCUCUUGAGGUCUCUACCUGGGAAGAGAUGACAAGGAUCAUGAGGCAGAGGUUCAUUCCUAGCUAUUAUCAGAGAGAGCUACAUUCUAAGCUCAGGAGGCUCACUCAAGGGUCCAAAACUGUUGAAGAAUACUUCCAGGAGAUGGAAGUGAUGUUGCUAAGGGCUAAUGUGAUUGAGGACAGAGAAGCCACUAUGUCCAGCGCAGGCCUGAUCCAAGAGACUCCAAACCGGCUUUCACACCAAAACCUGAGCCAGAGGAGCCUCUUACAGUCAAGACAAGGACAAGAAAACCAGUUCAACCCUGGUCCUAGAGCUCGCGAGCUUAAGUGCUUCAAGUGUCAAGGCUUUGGACACUAUGCCUAUGAAUGCCGCAACAAGAAGAUAUGA